AUGAAAAAGGGAGUUGGUGAGGUGUUAGUGGUGUUGGUGGUAGCCUGGCAAUUGAGUUUUGCUAAGGUUCUAGUUCCUGCUACACCCAAAGAGCCUGAGACUGAAGAUAAGUUUAAAUCUGCGUUGAAAGUCAUAUGGCAAGCUUUGCCUUCUGAAGAGAGUAGACAUGUGUUGGGUGGAAAUGAAACUCUUGGGAAGAAUUGGCUGUUGAACUCGAGUCAUUGCUAUGAUAGAAUGCUGUUGGCGUGGAAUGUAAAGAAUGUGCCUUUACAUGACGGCGUGCCUCCUCCUUUCUUGUAUGGAAAAGGGAUUUAUAACCAUUGGAUCAUCAAUGAGGCUGUGUUGUCUCAGUUUAGGUUUGUGUUUGAUGCGAGUAGGACGAUUACGGGUUUCUAUUUGAAUGAUAUUGGAAACUGGUCUGAUCAGUCAGUGAAGGGGUCCGGUUUUGCGGAUAUCAGAAAGAGAAGCUGGGGAAAUGUUGGCAAUUCCCAUCUUGGUGCAGCGUAUGGAUCGUCACUUUUCCGCGAAAUCAAUUAUUCUAGCCUAGUAAAACGUGUGAACUGUGAUGGCCGAUAUCUUUUUGUUGACACAAAAGAAGAUAUAUUAAUGAAUAAGAGAUCUAGCCUAUUGAAUAGAAGGGUCUUGUAUUCUAGGACUAAGAUGAAAACUAUAGCUUGUGUUCACAAGACUAAAUCACAAGAUGAGACUUCGAAUUGCUCCCUGAAAGAUUAGUUAAAGCACUUGGCACUACUCCAGUUUCCAUUUUCCUUAGACUCGCUGCUUCCAAUAUCUGCAGAUGAGAAUAAUACAGUGGUGCUUGCUGUUGCUGGGUAUAGCUAUGAAGAUAUGUUGAUGAGUUGGGUUUGUAGACUGAGACGCUUCCGGGUCAUGAACUUCUUAAUUUGUGCUCUUGAUCAUGAAACAUAUGAGUUCUCGGUCUUACAGGGCUUGCCGGUUUUCCAAGAUCCAUGCCCUCGUGAUAUUCGCUUUGAUGAUUGUCAUUUUGGAACUGAAUGCUUUCAAAGGGUGACAAAAGUGAAGUCCAGAUUGGUUCUGAAGAUAUUAAAGCUGGGGUACAAUGUGCUUCUGAGCGAUGUAGAUGUGUAUUGCUUUGCAAACCCAUUGCCAAUGCUAUCUCUUUUUGGUCCUGCUGUUCUGGUUGCACAGUCUGAUGAAUACAAAAAAACAGGACCUGUGAACUUGCCUAGGCGUCUGAACUCUGGAUUUUACUUCGCUAGAUCUGAUAGCUCUACGGUUUCUGCUAUGGACAAUGGACAUACCGGAGGGGGUGAAGAUAAAAGUGAAGGCCAAAAUGGUAGAGGUGGAGGGACCGCGUGGGAAGCUGAUAAGAAAUUUUAA
Mercurialis annua (annual mercury) is the source of this 1359-nucleotide messenger RNA. Its product is annotated as beta-arabinofuranosyltransferase RAY1-like. Lineage: Eukaryota; Viridiplantae; Streptophyta; Magnoliopsida; Malpighiales; Euphorbiaceae. Gene Ontology annotation, molecular function: glycosyltransferase activity. The record is from RefSeq and is a predicted model, not a curated record.